Owenia fusiformis is the source of this 659-nucleotide messenger RNA. Lineage: Eukaryota; Metazoa; Annelida; Polychaeta; Sabellida; Oweniidae. The record is from the annotation of a GenBank genome assembly.
CUGUAAUUUUAAUAAGGGACAUAAGUGUAUAUAAGGGCCUGUUUGCAUAGAUUAGAUCCAUUCUACGGAGACAACAUCAUCAGGAGCUCCGGAUCCAGGUAUUUAGAUUGAUAUAGACUAAAAGACAUAUUGAAAGUCCGACAAUCUCGACUUGAAGAUGAUGAAGAUUGUAGGAAUAUUGGUUGUAUGCUUUAUUACUGACGUUGUACCUGCCGAAUCUGAUUAUUCCAACUAUUACGACGAAAUUGCCCAAGCAUCAUGCACAGCCAUGAACUCGGCAGGUGGAUGGAUGUACGCUGUUCGCAGGGAUUGUUAUGGCGAUGGCUAUAGAACGUGUGAAGUCAUAUGCCAAAAUCCUCACAUGAAAAAGUAUGAUCCGCAAGUGGCCCAAAGAAGAAUGAUAUGCAUCAACUCACUCCGUGUAUAUGAGAACAGACCUCAGUUUGCCCAUGGAACUGGAUAUGGAAAGUUGGGAUUGAAAACUUACCGAUACAAUACCUGCAUACGCAAAGGUUGUGGCCCAAACUAUUGCUGUUGUAGAACCUUUUAGACAUGGUUGAUCAUGGAUUCCAAUUAGAAACGAUGUGUAGAGGAUCAUCACAGUAUCAAUUAUUUGUCAAAUAUCAAUAGGAGAUUUGAGCCUCUCAAUGCGCAAAUAA